AUGAAAGGAAUCAGGACAUUCGUGUUGCAGGAUCUUUCUCACGUUUUACCCACAAAAAGUUUCCAGAAAAAUCUCGUGCCAAGUUAUUACCUGUCGUCGUCGCAAGUGCACACAACAUCGUCGUCUCGUCGAUUUUGGAAUUUCUUCGACUUCUCGUGCAAAGAGGAGCCGGCCAGUCGCGACAAAAAGAAGUGUCUGCCUUCGAAUGGCAUCGUCUCGUCGUCCUUAUUCUCCAACGAUGCUCUGGAUGCCGUCUCGAAAUCCGUGCCGCCGAAUUCCGUGACCACGACCGUAACGUUCACGCCAAAAUACAUCAACGAUUCUCAAUUGGACCUGAAGGCAACGUCGAUGACAUGUUUAAAAAUCCAGGGUCUAAUGAAACAAGACAACUUGGUGUCUUUGCUGGAUGGAAAUCCUGUGCCAAGGACGCUGAAAUGGAAACUCAAAGGUUACAAGACUCUUCGAAACGAGCAGGCUGUUGACUUCGCCUUCGUUCCUGGCGCAAAGUCUUACGAGUGCGAUAUUCUACCGCGAAACGAAUACCACGAACACGAACAGUCAAAUCGUAGAAUGCUACCACGUCGGAAGAGCAUCUGUUCGGGGAUGGAAAACAGCGGUGAAAAUGACACGCUGUCCUUGACGACGAAAGCCAUCGAGAACAAGGCUAAGAUCGAGCGUGUGAAGAAAGUAGACGCUAAAGACGCUAAUAUGGUGGAAAAGGAAAGUAACCUGGAGCGUAAGAAUAUUUCAGACGUGGACAGACCAGCGAACGUUUCCAGUCAGGAGGCUUCAAGCUGCGAGUUGACGGCUCGCGCGCUUCAAAGCGCUGGCCCGAAGAAAGAGGAGAUAAAGUAUCUGCCGAUUUUGAAAUCGGAACUGUCAGCGGCAACGAGUCAGACGCAGCCAGUGGCUCGAUUUUGCUCGCGACCGCCAAAGAAAAUCCAGAAACCUGCAGCUCCGGUAUUAAACCGAACGGAGAAAGAGGCUGAUAGCGCGAAAGACGUUUCUUCGAUGGAACUCGACGAAGAAAAGAAAGCUGCCGCGUUUCAGGAGAAACAGGCUUCUUCCCUUUCGAAACCGUCGGCUCCGGGGUACUCGGAAGUCACCGGAAGCGCGUCGCAGCGGCGCUCUAUGGGAAACCGUGGAGAAGAAAGAUAUCCAAUGGAAGAUGAAGCGAAGGCUCGAGAAACGGAGAAUGACACGAGUGCUUUUCAAUCGUCCGCGAAGAUGUCGCGAACUGAACCGACGGAAUUCGCCAGAGAUUUCGCAGAAACGUCGGAGAAGAGGCAAGCUGCGUCACGAACGUCCACCUAUUUCGCUCCAAGAGCUUCCGGAGGUUCCAGUCACGGCUGGAACAGGCAAUCGUCCAAGACCCAGGGUAACCGUACGUUCGAGUCGAUAAUUGGAAUACCAGAGAACACGACCGCGCCGUUGAAGUUAAGCAGACGAAACGAGGGACAAGGAGUGAAGUCGUCGCCGUGCGCCGCCACGCAAGUCAGAUUGCAGCAAAACGAAGGCAGAAGCGUAUCGAACUCGCGAACGAAUUCCUCCGGCAACGGUAGGUCGUCGAUGGCCGGAAGUUCGGACGGGGGCUCUCGAAAACCACCGGCUUCGUUCGCCCCGUUUACGACCAGAAGAUCUUCCUCGAAUUCCUCUUGUUUAUCGAGGAAGCCGGCGGUGUCGAAGAGGACUGGCAACGGAGCGAAAAGCGCGUUCAACUCGAACAACUCGCUGAAUAUUUCCACUUGCAGCGUGAAUGCAGCGAGGAAAUGUCGCGAUAACGACGCCAGAUGCCCGAGAGCGAGGAAGUGCGAGCAAGAGAGGCCGAGGAGUAAAAAGGAUAAAAAGAUUUGCAAACGUUAUUGCUGUCCUGCGUUGCAGACGCCGACCCAGUGCGAUUAUAGCAGGUUCCAAUGCCCGAAACACAAGAUUAAAAAUGCCACUCAGAUAGAGAAAUACGAGGUGAAGAAAGAUCCCACGUGCAUGCCGAAUGAGACGGAUGAACAGUCGAGAGAGUUUUGCACGACUAUGGAGAGGAGCAGGCCUUCUGAUCGGGAUUGCAAGAGGCAAACAGAGAGGAAAUGCAGCAGAGAGAGGAGAGAUCGAAGCUGCGAUAGGAGACGAAGAAGAUCCUGCGAGCGAGAAGAGCGACGAGAUUGCUCCAGACAAGAGGAGGGUCGUACGAUCUGCACGAAGCCGAGGAAAAGAGAUACAUCGUGCAAACGUCGAAGGAAAUGCAACGAUCGCGACUGCGACAGAAGAUCGGCGAAAUGCACCGGCAGGAGAAACUACACCCAGUCGGCAUUUUCAAAUCAUUCGACGAACGUGCCGAAGAACGUGAAACGCUAUUCCUCUUUGCCAGCCUUCGCCUUCCCUCUGAUCACUAUGAAAAACAGUAAAGAGGCGAGGCAGAGCUUGUUCGUUUCGCCGUCUGUAUGCAAAUUUCUGCGAUCGCCGCUGGUUCGUUCGAAAAGCGACGACAAAUGCAAGAAGCCAUCGACCAAGUGCAAGCUGACAGGUGGCAAAGACGAGGACAAGUGCAAGAGGCCGUCUGCAAAGUGCAAGCUGAACGCUGACGCCAAAUGUAAAAAGGUGGACAGUUGCAGGAAAGAGAGCACUAAAUGUAAAAAAGAGGAUCCAUGCAAAAGAUUGAGGGGGACCUGCGAGAAGGAGAAGGAGGAUCCUUGCAAGAAAACAAGAGGAACCUGUGAAAAGAAGAAGGAAGAUCCGUGCAAGAAGGUGAGAGCUACUUGCGGGAAGAGAGAAGAUCCUUGCAAAAGGACGAGGACUACCUGUGGCAAGAGAGAAGAUCCUUGCAAAAAGAGGACAAGCUGCGGUCCAGAAGUAAAGAAAGUGGAGGAUCCUUGCGAGAGAGUAAGAUCAGCCUCCGAGAAGAAGGAUGAUCCUUGCAAAAAAGCCAGCAGACCCAGCUGUUCCGCCAAGAGCGAUCCUUGCAAACCAUCUGACAAGCUAAAAUGCAGUGCUGUGAAGGAUACCAAGUGUACAUUGGAAGAUUCCUGCUUGAAAAAGAGAGAACAACUGUGCCAAGGUGACUUGGGAGCUACCACAAAACGUUAUGUUCCACAAAUCUUAGUAUUAUUCUACACGAUCAUCCAUAGAAGUUCCCAAAGAUGCAUGGCAUCGUCCACAACCGCUGAGUCGGCGAAAGAGAGGCUGGAUAGAGAACGAAAGGAGGUAGAGGAGUGUAAGAAGCACAUUAAGAAAAACCACCACAAGAAGAAGAAGGAAUCUGCGACUGGUUUAAAGUGUGCCACCAACCCUUGCAAACAACAGCUGAAGGACUCUCAGUCAAAGUUCGCGUCCAUUGACUUACCCUUACAAAGCUUCGUGAACGUUAUAUCGAACACGUGUAUGAGCCAAGGCAGCAAUUUGGUAAAUCUUCCGCGGGAUCGAUCGUAUUCCAUCUUGAACUCCGUGAAUCAUGACGAAGUCAAUAGGGAAACGGAUUCGCCAGAGCCCACCAGGAAUUUUUGGAGCUUCAACGAUGAAAACCUGGAGCCAGUGAUUACACCUUCGAUGGAUAAUACAUCUCAAGAUAAUGCACCAGUAGAGGAUUCUCAUUCGGGAUCGACAUCAAACUGGCUCUUUUCGUGGCUCAACUGUAAAUAUUGAAACUAUUCGCUGGCUUGUCGACGAGACGAUAAUCUAUCAAUUUCAAAUCAUAUCAAUCGUAUCGAUAAUCAAUUUUUAAAUCUACUUUAUUCGUAUUUGAAUGUUGUUUUAGAAUGGUCUUGGAAAAAAGCCAGACUGGCAAACCUAUGCGCAAAACAUAUAUCUACAUUGUAUAUUAAAACCAUAUUUUACGUGUACCUUCGUAUAUGAAAAGGCAAAAUUAUAGCGUAUGCAAAAUCAAAGUUAUACGAAAUGCUACUUAUUUGGAGCGAAUAAAAGGUAAUUACUUGUUUUAUUUCUUACAGACGAGAAAACGUUAAAAUUUCGUUAAGCUGUCUAAUGUC
Messenger RNA from Bombus huntii, 3977 nucleotides. RefSeq lists its product as uncharacterized. Lineage: Eukaryota; Metazoa; Arthropoda; Insecta; Hymenoptera; Apidae. The record is from RefSeq and is a predicted model, not a curated record. The coding region runs from base 1 to 3633 and encodes 1210 amino acids. The transcript has 5 exons.